AUGGCGAUUGUCCUGGCAUAUGCAGACUUCAGAGGAGAUUUUGAUGAAGAAGCACAUGACAGAGAUGAAUUUCACAUCGACCAGUUGGUGAAUGAGUUCGUCGAUGAACCACCAGUCCGCCAUGAUGUGUAUCCGGAGAGUGAUACCGAUGAAAACGGUGACGGUACAGAGCCAGUUCAUACACAUAUCAGGCACGGUGAUGGGCAUUUGUAUGAUAAGCAGACAUUCUUCAGUGGAGUUGCUUUCAAAGAAGCAGUGACGGACUAUGUUCUCAGAACUGGAAACAAUUUGAAGCAAUACAGGUAUGAUAAAGAUAAAAUUGGCUUUAUGUGUGUUGGUUGUAAUGGAGAUGAUGGUUCACGGUGUGAGUGGAAGGUGUAUGCCGCAAUUCUGCCAAGUGAUAACAUGUGGAGGAUUAGAAAGUUUAAUGAUAAGCAUAGUUGUAUCCCUAAUGGAGAAUGUGAGAUGUUCAAGGUUCCACAUAUAGCUAGGUUGUUUCUUGAUAAGAUUAGAGAUAAUCCUGAGUACUUCAUGCCAAUGAAAAUGGAAGAAAUCAUAAAGGAAAGGUGGAAGAUUAGUGUCACUAGGCAUCAAUGUCAGGCGACUAGAAAGAAGGCACUAAUUUGGAUUGAUAAGGAGUAUGAUGAACAGUUUGCUAGAUUAAGAGAUUAUGCUGCUGAGAUAUUAGAAUCUAACAAGGCUUCACAUGUAGAGGUUGAAUGUGUGACUGAUGAUGGAGGGAAAGACAUGUUCAAUAGGUUCUAUAAUAAGGUCAAGGGACAGCUUUUGGUAGCUUUAGGUAGAGAUGCUAACAAUGGUAUUUAUCCAAUAGCAUGGGGGGUUGUAAAAGUUGAGAACACCGACAAUUGGGUUUGGUUUAUGAAGUUGCUGAAGACUGACCUUGGACUAAAUGAUGGUGACGGCUUCAUUAUGGUCUCUGAUAGGCAAAAGGGAUUGAUCAAAGCUGUUCAGCUGGAAUUACCAAAGAUGGAGCAUCGAAUGUGUGUACAACACAUCUACGGGAACUUGAAGAAGCAUCAUGGAAAUAAAACUCGGAUGAAGCCACUUUUGUGGGAUUUGGCUUGGUCUUACAAUGAGACGGAUUAUAAGCGGCACUUGGAGAGGAUCUACUGUUAUGAUAUUGGUGUAUACAAUGAUGUCAUGAGGACAAAUCCAAAAAAAUGGUGUAGGGCAUUCCACAAGAUUGAGAGUUAUUGUGAAGAUGUUGAUAAUAACCCCACAGAGUCUUUUAACAGCUCCAUUAACAAGGCAAGGGAGAAACCAUUUAUUGCUAUGCUAGAGACAAUCAGACGACUUGCGAUGGUGAGGAUUGCCAGAAGGUCUGCAGAAUCUUAUUCUCACACAGGGAUCUGCACUCCAUAUGUUGCAUUGUUUCUAGCUAAAGAGCAUAAGUAUGCGUGUGAGUCGAAGGUUUAUUCAAGCACAAAUGGAACAUAUGAAGUACAUCAUGGUUUAGAUAAACAUAGAGUCUGCCUUAAGAAGAUGGUUUGUUCCUGCAUGAAGUGGCAGAUAUGUGGCAUCCCAUGUGAACAUGCCUAUGCAGUCAUCAUCGAGAAAACACUUGUAGCCGAGAACUAUGUCUGUCAAUGGUUCAGGACAGCUAUGUGGAGAAGAAACUACACCGAAGGCCUGGUUCCACAGAGAGGUCCAAGGUUUUGGCCUGAGACAAAUGCUCCUAAUGUGUGUAUACCAGAUGAUGAAGAUCAAGAUAAAGGUACGAAGAAAAAGCCUGACAAAAAGAAGAAGAAGGGUGCCAAUGAGUCGCCAACUAAGAAGAAACCAAAGGAGAAGAAAAGAAUCCUGCAUUAUGGCUUUUGUGGAGAAGCGAAUCAUAAUUCUAGGUUCCACAAGAAAGAGUUUGCCAAGCCAAGUCAAGGAGAACCAAGUGAAGGUUCACUCACUCAAGCUUAA
Molecule: messenger RNA, 1932 nt
Organism: Camelina sativa (false flax)
Lineage: Eukaryota; Viridiplantae; Streptophyta; Magnoliopsida; Brassicales; Brassicaceae
Source: RefSeq, a predicted model, not a curated record